UUCCUAAUAAAUAUCCAAACAUUUUGAGGCCGUAGUUAUAUAAAAGGGUUAGCUUCCAAAUCAUUGGGGUAUUCAUUACAUUCAGAUUAAAAAAUCUCACUUUGGAGAAGGUUUCAAACCCGGGUAGUUUUCUUUUCUUCAUUUCUACAUCAAGCAAUUGCAAGAACUUUCUCAUCCUUUCUUCUUACAGCUAUCGAAUCCCUCACCCUUUUCAACCCUCCCACCAAAUCCUAAGCUGUUUUCUAAUGCCUUCUCAAUAAACUGAUUUCGUGAAUAGAAUAAUUAGUUGUAGGGCUCUUGGAUUGAAAUCAAGAACUCGUAGUGAGAACUGAUCUGGGUUCUUCCAGAUUUUGCCUAAAUGAUUGAUUUUUUGCAGUAGAUUGUGAAAAGAUUUCUGGUGAUGAUAUUUGUCUGGAUAAGGGAAAGAUAGAGAUUUUUAUCAGGUCUUGGUAUAGUUUGUGCUGAUCUGGGUCUGUGAUUAUAAGAAGUUGAGGUGGGUUUUUGGGUGGGAGGUUAUUGAAUGGCUGAAGAAGAUUUGGUUGAGCUUAAAUUCAGGCUUGCUGAUGGGACCGACAUCGGGCCAACGAAUUGUAGGCCCAGCACCUCUGUGGGAUCUCUCAAAGAAAGAAUAGUUGCACAAUGGCCUAAAGAUAAAGAAAAUGCUCCCAAAACUGUCAAUGACGUGAAGCUUAUUAAUGCGGGAAAGAUAUUGGAAAACAAUAAGACACUUGCUGAGUCCAGACUCCCAAUUGGGGAACUACCGGGAGGGGUCAUCACUAUGCAUGUUGUCGUGCGUCCUCCAAUUUCAGACAACGAAAAAUUGAAGGAUGACCUCCCAAAGAAAAACAGGUGUUUGUGCACCAUUCUGUAAACCCUAGUAUGUUAUCCGCAAUGAUUCUUCUGUUGGCAUCUGUCUCUCUGUGUGUCGGUCAGAUGGUUGCCCGGAAACAUUUCCGAAGCCCUCUGGAUUUCAGGUGUUGUUGCAGAAACAAGGUUCCUAGACUUGUCGUUUGCUUCAGUAGCUGUUUUUGUUGCUUUGAUGUUGCUUCUCACAGCAAAUGUUCAUAGCACGAAAAGUUCAAGUAUGAGAGAAGGAAUUAGAUGCAUUGCUCGAAGAGAAGCUUUAUGGAUCAAGAAACCUUUCUCAGUUCCCGGUGAGGAUACAAAGUGUGACAAGGAUAAAACCGAAAACAAAAAGAGCAAAAGUAUGUAUUGCAGAAGGAAUUCGUUGUUGGUUUCAAGUUGGGAUUUAUAGUUGUCAGUAGAGUUUUCAAACGAGUCAACGUGCCAUAUGUACCAUGCAGUCACCAGAGUGGUGACUCUCUCUCAGAGUAACAAAUUUGUUCCCAGCAUAAGAAUUAUACUGGCCAGGUUCCUCUGGAAGAAAACUGUGCAGUUCAUUGAAUUCAACAAGAAACUUAAUCCAAGGGUUGUACACAUUGAGGAAUUAUGUAAUUCCUGUUUUAAGAAAGAAUUAUGUACUGUAAUUCCAAAAUAA
This is a messenger RNA of Rhododendron vialii, 1498 nucleotides long. Its product is annotated as membrane-anchored ubiquitin-fold protein 6. The transcript is spliced from 3 exons. Gene Ontology annotation, molecular function: protein binding. Bases 521 to 871 code for a protein of 116 amino acids. NCBI's taxonomy places the organism in Eukaryota, Viridiplantae, Streptophyta, Magnoliopsida, Ericales, Ericaceae. The record is from RefSeq and is a predicted model, not a curated record.